Molecule: messenger RNA, 1732 nt
Organism: Oryzias latipes (Japanese medaka)
Lineage: Eukaryota; Metazoa; Chordata; Actinopteri; Beloniformes; Adrianichthyidae
Gene: zdhhc3b
Product: zDHHC palmitoyltransferase 3b
Molecular function (GO): palmitoyltransferase activity
Source: RefSeq, a predicted model, not a curated record
GACCAUACCCAGGGCGAAUCUACUAGGGGUAAUCAAACUUCCUGGUUGGGUAUGGGUGCGUUUUUAUUCCUCCCGCAGAGAUUUCUGGAUGAGACCCUUCAAGAAAACAUAAAAUACAGUGACUUAUUAAAGUUUAAGUCGAAGAACUAGCUAGCAAAUUACCUUGUUAAUUAAACGGAGACCAGAAACCAGGAAGAAGCCAUUGAGUACACGCGUUAGCGGGGAUUUAGCUAACGAUCACAGCGGGCGGGGCGGACGUGGUUCGAUUCCCUAAGGCUUCAGGAAACGUGAAAUCUUCUGGAUUCUUGACAACAAAGCUAAGAGGGUGACAGCAUGCAGACACUGUAGGAGGAUGAGUCCGGCGCACCGCACCAGAGACAUCGAGAGGCAAGCUGGCUACCUGAAGCCCGAGCACUGCGCCCCCCCGCCACCCCGCAGCGGCGCAGGGAGCAUGUGGUUCAUCCGCGACGGCUGCGGCAUCACCUGCGCCGUCAUCACCUGGUUCCUGGUCUUCUACGCCGAGUUCGUGGUCAUGUUCGUCAUGCUGCUGCCGGCCAGGAGCGCCGCGUACAGCCUCUUCAACGGCCUGCUGUUCAGCAGCCUCGCCUUCCUGGCGCUGGCCUCGCACGCCAAAGCCAUGUGCACCGACCCGGGCGCCGUGCCCAAAGGAAACGCAACCAAAGAGUUCAUUGAAAGCCUGCAGCUCAAGCCGGGUCAGGUGGUCUACAAAUGCCCCAAAUGCUGCAGCAUCAAGCCUGACCGCGCCCACCACUGCAGUGUCUGCAAGCGCUGCAUCAAAAAGAUGGACCACCACUGUCCCUGGGUGAACAACUGUGUGGGGGAGAAAAACCAGAAGUACUUUGUGCUUUUCACUAUGUACAUCGCACUAAUCUCCUUCCACGCUUUACUCAUGGUGGCUUUCCACUUCGUUUUCUGCUUUGAAGAAGACUGGAAAAAGUGCGGCACCUUCUCUCCACCGGCGACAGUUGUCCUCCUCAUCCUCCUCUGCUUCGAGGGCCUCCUCUUUCUGAUCUUCACCGCGGUCAUGUUUGGGACCCAGGUCCACUCCAUAUGUUCUGAUGAAACGGGCAUCGAGCAACUGAAGAAGGAGGAGAGACGCUGGGCCAAAAGGUCCAAAUGGAUGAACAUGAAGGUGGUGUUUGGCCACCCCUUCUCUAUAGCCUGGCUCAGCCCCUUUGCUUCACCCGACUACGGCAAGGCGGAUGUGUACCAGUACAUCGUAUGAGGCCAGGAAAGGGGGCGGAGCUCCGCUGCUGCUCCUGCUGCUCCACAUUUCCCUCAUGACUCAGAGGUUGACGCCUCCUGGUGCUGACUGGAUGGAGCCUCAACGUUUGAGAGCAGAGUCGCGGUAAAAGGCGGAGCCGCUGGAUUUGCUGAACCUUCCUCUUAAUUUUUUUACGUCAUUUUGAGCGGAGGAGCUGAACGCGUCCGUUUUUCCUGAUUCUCCUCCUUUGCUGUUCAAGUGUCUUUCUUUAAAUGUUGCCUUAGAACCGUCAGCAUUUUUGGUUUUGUUUUUAGAAAUAAUUGUAUUUAUUUGCCUUAAUGUGACACUAUUUUUCUACAUUCACUGUUCUGGAAAUGGGAAGAGAUUGAAGUUUUAAAAAAAAAGAAAUGCCAUAAAAACCAGAGUAAAAUCAGAGUUGUGGUGUCGGGGCGCACAAACAACCAUCAUUAAUGACACGCAUGACAGUUUAGAUUUCCGAUUUUAGGA